GCGCCUCGGCGGCACACGCUCCUCCGGGCGCUUUCGCCCCGGGCUGCUUUUCCCGGCGGCAGCGGGGACCCAGGUGGCUGCAGGAACUGAAGGCUGAGCCCCUUCUCUCGCCUGAUUUCUGUAUAUUUCCUUUUCCUCGCACACGCCGAGGGAGCCGCGGCGCAGGACGCAGGAUGCAGCCCGGCUGCGGCGGGUGCUGAGCGCCGUGGCCGCCGGAGGAGGGAGCGGCUCUGUCAGCGCCUCCGCUCCGCGCGGCGGCGGCUCGGGCGGUCCCUCGCCCCCUUCCUCGUCGUGGCCACCCGCCCCAAACUUUCAGCCUGUUGUCGCUGCCAGGCGAAGCCCAGCUCGACAUAAAUGGUGGAGGCGAUAGUGGAGUUUGACUACAAAGCUCAACACGAUGAUGAGCUGACAAUCACUGUCGGUGACAUAAUCACCAAUAUCAAGAAAGAUGACGGAGGCUGGUGGGAAGGACAGCUCAAAGGCAGAAGAGGUUUGUUCCCUGACAACUUUGUAAGAGAAAUAAAGAAAGACAUGAAGAAAGAAAAUACUGCCAACAAACCACCAGAGAAGCCUAUAAAUGAAGUUUCCAAUGGAAGCCCUUUACUGUUGUCUGAGACAAUUAUUAGAACCAACAAAAAAGGAGAGAGGAGCAGAAGAAGAAGAUGUCAGGUGGCUUUCAGUUACAUGCCUCAAAAUGAAGAUGAACUGGAAUUAAAAGUUGGUGACAUCAUUGAAGUUGUGGGAGAGGUGGAAGAGGGCUGGUGGGAAGGUAUACUCAAUGGGAAGACUGGCAUGUUUCCUUCCAACUUCAUAAAGGAGCUCUCUGAUUCUGAUGAUGUUGGAAUAGCACAGGAGGAGCAACUAAAGUCAAGAAAAUCUGCCUUUGAAGGGACAAUUCUGUACAGAGUGGCACCGGCAAAGAUUGACAGCUACAGACGUUAUAACAGCCUAAAAGAUGCUACAGGCUCUGAGAGUGACGGUGGUGACUCUUGCAGUACAAAAUCAGAAGGAGCCAAUGGAGGCACGACAAUCCAACCCAAAAAGGUCAAAGGUGUUGGCUUUGGAGAUAUCUUCAAAGACAAACCCAUAAAGCUACGACCAAGGUCAAUAGAAGUUGAAAACGACUUCCUCCCAGUAGAUAAGAGUGUUGGGAAGAAAUUACCUCCAGCCACAGCAACUCAGGAGCCAACAAAAAUAGAAGUGGACAGCAGAACAAAAAACAAGGAGUAUUGCAAAGUGAUAUUUCCGUAUGAAGCGCAGAACGACGAUGAACUCACAAUCCGGGAAGGUGAUGUUGUCACACUUAUCAGUAAGGAUUGCAUUGAUGUGGGUUGGUGGGAAGGAGAACUCAAUGGCAGACGAGGUGUCUUUCCAGAUAACUUUGUCAAGCUACUCCCUUCAGACUUUGAAAAAGAGAGACCGAAGAAACCACCACCUCCAUCAGCUCCUGUCAUCAAACAAGGAUCAGGGACCACAGAUCGAAAGCAUGAAAUCAAGAAGAUACCACCCGAAAGGCCAGAAUGUCUUCCUAAUCGAACAGAAGAAAAAGAAAGAUCAGAGAGAGAGCAAAAGCAGCUAGACUUGCAGAAGCCUUCAGUUCCUGCUAUACCUCCGAAGAAACCCCGGCCCCCCAAAGCCAAUGCUGUGUCCAGACCUGGCACCUUGCCCCCGAGACGACCAGAAAGACCAGUUGUGCCUGUGACUCAUGCAAGGAGUGAUAGUCCAAAAGUGGAAUUAGUGGGCAGUACGGUAUCUGGCACGCUAGAGAAAGACUCCUCUGAAAGAAGCAAUGACAUCGACUUGGAAGGUUUUGAUUCUGUAAUACCAAUUGCUGAGAAGCUUAAUCAUCCAACUACAACCAGACCAAAAGCUACUGGCAGGCGACCACCCUCCCAGUCUCUCACAUCUUCAUCCCUUUCAAGCCCUGAUUUCUUUGACUCACCAAGUCCUGAAGAUGAGAAGGAAGACCAUGUUUCCAUUACUCACAAAACUCUUGAAGUGUCAAGGAAAUCAAGAACUGUUACAAUAUCACAAGUGUCUGAUAACAAAACUUCCUUGCCUCCAAAACCAGGAGGUCUGGCUAGUGGCAGUAAUGUACAACCAUCACUAUCCCCUUCACCAUCACCUGGAUUUCACUCAAUUGCUAUGGGAACAACAGGCCACAGGUCAAAUUCCCCAUCCCUGUUUGGUACUGAAGGAAAGCCAAAGACUGAGCACUUGAGCCAAGGUCAGACUGCCCUGGAGGAGCUGAGAACACAAAUUAGGGAGCUGAGAACCAUCAUUGAAACCAUGAAAGACCAGCAAAAAAAAGAGAUAAAACAGUUGCUCUCUGAGUUGGAUGAAGAGAAGAAGAUCCGUCUACGAUUGCAGAUGGAAGUUAAUGACAUAAAGAAAGCUCUUCAAUCAAAGUGAAUACUUGAUAGGUGGAAUGUUGCAUUAUUCUUCAUGACUGAGACUCAAAUUUAUGCCCCAGCCAAAAUAACUUUGUGCCAAAUGAUUUAAGAAUUGCCUCAACAUCCCUUUAUUUGAAGGAUUAGCACAACAGUUUUUGAUAGCACAACAAAAAUACCAACAAGAACAAAUUUCUACCCAAAGCCGUGCUGUGCGGCACUAGUUGUGACUGAAUUGAUCUUCUUGUGCUAAAGGCUCUCUACUUCAAGAUCCUAGGUGAAAUGAAAACUCAGGCAGUUUAGUCCAUAGUGGUACUAUUUUGAUGAUAUUUUUCCAUAAAUAAAGUGUAUUUCAGAUUAUCUGUUUACAAGCUUUAUGAUUUUGACUUUUGGUUUUUAAUUGUCUUUUGUCACAGAUUUUAAGAUGUUUGUACUUCAUAUAGCCAGGAAUGAAUGUUAAUGUUGGGGCUGAAGGGAUUAUUUUUGCUUCGAGAUUGAACAGCCUACUUUUCGUUAUGGUUUUAAGUUCUGUUAAAUAUGCAAUUUUUUGUCCCCAGUUCCCCUACAACUUAAACUUACAUUGUGUACAGUAAUGUAUUUACAAGAAGGAAACAAACCAACAGAAGUCUGGUCUUUGCAAUGAUUUGUGCCUUUCUUUGCCACACACUGACUGGAGCCGGUUGAGGCCAGGUCUCCCUAUGUAGCCACCACAGCAACUCCUGUCCCCGGUGUCCUGCUGUCCCCGGUGUCUGGCAGAGGUCACCUUCCCAGCGCUGGCCAGGAGAGCACGUUGGUGCCAGCUGGCAGGACAAAAGGGCACAGCUGAGAGCAGCUUUGUCUUGAGCAGCUGUGGCUUUUUAGCUUCCCUGGUUUGGAUAGGCCUCUCCCUCAACCUGAAUGUUCAUCUCCGCUUGAUUUUCAUUAGAUGAUUUAAACACCCACCUCUGUCCCCAAUUUUGCACAGAGUGAACAGAAUAUGCAUUAUUAAAGCAAAAAUAAAUAAAAGUAAUCUAUAAAACAUGAAUAAAAAGUUGUAUUAUUUCAUGCACAA
Messenger RNA from Melospiza georgiana, 3441 nucleotides. It is a transcript of the gene SH3KBP1, whose product is annotated as SH3 domain containing kinase binding protein 1. The transcript is spliced from 19 exons. The coding region runs from base 355 to 2412 and encodes 685 amino acids. The record is from RefSeq and is a predicted model, not a curated record. Gene Ontology annotation, molecular function: protein binding. Lineage: Eukaryota; Metazoa; Chordata; Aves; Passeriformes; Passerellidae.